Cooperia oncophora is the source of this 408-nucleotide messenger RNA. The record is from the annotation of a GenBank genome assembly. NCBI's taxonomy places the organism in Eukaryota, Metazoa, Nematoda, Chromadorea, Rhabditida, Trichostrongylidae.
AUGACUGCGCGGUAUGCCGAACCAGAGCUUUCACUCGAGACGAAUGCAUUGACUGCGAUUCCAUCGGCGGCCCUGGUGAAUCAGCGUGGCACAUUGACAAAUCUCAACCUCGGUCUGAACAACAUCAAUGAGGUACCUGUCGGCGCUCUGGACUUUCCUAAUCUCACGUCACUUUCGCUCGAGUUCAAUGGAAUCACUGUCAUACCACCGCAAGCCUUUCAAGGUGUACCCAAUCUUCAAUACCUCUAUCUCACCGGUAACAAGUUUCCAUCAUGGGCACCGGAAAUGUUCCGCUAUAUUACUCAACUGAGAACGCUUGGUAUCGGUGAAACACCGAUCUCCGUCAUUCCCAACAACGCUUUCAUGGUAAGCCUUUCAUUCUGGACGUCAUCAAAGAGAUAUAAGUGA